AAUCUGGCUAAGGCAGAAAACAGUUUUGAGAUGCAAACUUUGAAAGCCUAUAUCUGGAGUUUGGAGCAUGAUCUCAGGCUGAUUCAAGUUGGAGGUGAAACAGGAAGUUUUAUUCUACAAAGGCAAGGAAUUGGUUGAAUUCGAACCAACCUAGAAGACCAUUUUCGAGAGGCUCAAAGAUGGCAUCAAAGCUGUUUGGUUACUUGGAGCUAAAGGCAGAUUUCUUUUCUUGUUUAGUUAGGAUUUCAUUGUUUUGGUAGUUUUUGAUUCCUUUUCGUAUUAGACUGUAAUUAGGAGUUUAUGGGACGUGUGUAACCCUAGCUAGGCCUAUUUAAGCUUUCUAUUUCGUUGUAAUAGUUAGAAGACUUUGAUUAAUCGAAAAACAAACCCUUUGGUUUUGUGCAAGUUGCGACUUGUUUGGGUUUGGUGGAUUCCAAACUUGCUGAGCUUGUGUAUCGAUUGAAUAGUCACUUCAAUCGUGGUCUAGCAACUACCCUUUUAUACCAAUCGAGCUAUCCCCAGGUGUGGAUUUGUCCUUUUGGUUCCGUUUUAUCCAAGUUCGUAUUAAGAACGCUUCGUUCUUGAUUCGAGCUCAAUCGAUUCUUCGAUUGAGUCGUUAGCUGCGUGACUUUGAUAACAUACACCCCCCAGGGGCGUAUUAUUGAAGAUAGAGAGUUGGUGACUUUAGUCGAGGAACCAACUCACUAUUCUGUACCGGAUUUACUCCGGUAGUGGAGGUUUUGUUCUUAGGGCCUCAAUCUGUCUACUCCGGUGGAGGUUAGUCGCCCGCUAGAGAGUCAGAUUGAGAGGGUCUGAAGACCUUUAGUCGAGACUUCAGGCUGUUUAAGAACCUUCCGCAGUAUAACUAUCAUAGAAACUGAACUUGGUAAUUACAAUCCGGCUUAACUGCAGUCUAGGGGGAACCAUAUCCGGGUGACCUCUCUUAACUUGAAUACAACCGUUUACCUGCUUUGUUAGUUUGUUAGUUAGACUUGCAUUCCAGUUUCAUUGCUAGAUAACAAGAAUUCACUGAGUAGUCAUCAAAUCUAGGACCCGGGUUGAUAAUUAAACCCAAACCCGCUAUACUACGCUUUAGGAAGUGGUUUCACUUGGCCAAUUCCUGGAGUGACAGUAGAGUCGAGUCAGUGGUCUCGUGCACCUUAAUAUGCUUUGCAAGAUCCUCUAGCAUCAAAUCCAAACAAUGAGCAGCACAAGGUGUCCAAAACAAAUGCUUCCUUUUUUCCAUCAAUAAUUGUCCUCCUGCCUUAUAAGCUGAAGCAUUAUCUGUCACAACUUGAACAACAUUCUCUUCCCCAAUCUUCUCAACAACUCCAUCUAACAUGUAGGAAAGUCCUUGGCGGACCUAGGCGCUAGCAUUAAUGUCAUGCCAUAUAAGUUGUACAAAAAGCUAGACCUAGGUGAACUUAGCCCUACUAGGAUGAGCAUUCAGUUAGCUGAUCGUUCUAUCGUGCAUCCUAGGGGUAUCAUUGAGGAUCUGCUUGUUAAAGUAGGUGCAUUCACAUAUCCUGUUGAUUUUGUUAUUCUUGAUAUACAUGAGGAUGUGGAUGUGCCUUUGAUUCUAGGUAGGCCAUUUCUUGCCACCGCCAAGGCACUUAUUGAUGUGCAUGAUGGUAAACUGAUCUUGCGUGCUGGGAAUGAACAGGCUACUUUUUCUGUGACUGAAUUUGAUCAAUGUGCUAUGAUUGCUGUCACGCCUGUGCAUGCCAUUUCUGAUCAGGUACACGAGUCUGUCGUGUACCCUUCUGCACCUCCUAUUUUGAAGGACCCCCUUAUCAUUCCUUCGCCGCCACUCCAUCCAGCCACGCCUCCGAACAAAAAGCUCAAGGAGGAGUGGCGGCCAAAGCAGCAGGUUGCUAAGCCUGCACGGAAGAAGAGUGGAGACCACUAUGAGCUGGUCCCACCUCCUGCACCACGACCACCCUGGCCGUCUGGGUACUCACUCGCUUGCAUCUUGCCAGAUGGGCAGGUCGAGCUGACUGAUGAUGGUGGUCGCAUCCGUCAGGUGCAUGGCCACAACCUGAAGCUGUACCUCAAGAGCGACGUGGAUCCGUGGAUCCGCUCUUGGAGGCACCUGUUCCUGCACCGCCCUGAGUAUCCACCAUGGGCGUCCAGCUAAAAGACGGUAAAGAAGCGCUUGUGGGGAGGCAACCCCACCACGGUUUGAUUUUCUUUCUUGUGUUUUGAGUCGGAUUGUAACCCGGUUUGGGUUUGGUUUGUUUUCUUUUGUUUUGGAUGAUGUUUUAUUGGGCUGACCAUUGGACCUAACAUAUUGUGUUUGAGCUCUUUGUUUUCCUUUGGCUGUGCUUGUCUUGACUGGUACUCUCUCCAGUCCGCUUCCAGUCUCCUGCAGUCCGUGCAUACCGGUAACAUCUUUUCCUUUCCCUUCCCUCUUCUCCAUUGAGGGCAAUGUCGAUCUUAAGUGUGGGGGGAUGUUUAUCUUUUGACUGCAUUAGAUCUGUUUGUGUGCUUGGAGCCUAGUCCACUGUCCAAAUUUUUAAAUUUGAGGGCUCCAAGUACGUGUUUCCAUGCAAUUGCCUGCUCAGUAUGCUUUGAAUUGACAGUCUUUAUAGUAAUAUGCAACCUAGGGAGGUAGUGUAGCACUAUGGAGGAUGUUGAUGCAUUUAAGAAAUCUCAUUUCUUCUUCAUAUUGUGUUGGUUGAUUGAGUGAAUUAGUGAUCUUAGGACCCUUGAAUUGUGUAGUGUUGUGGAUUCUCUGCCUGUCAUGGACUCUUGUGUCAUGUUUUGAGUUUAACAGGUGCUCGAAAAUGUGCUUAAAAAUAACGUCUCCCGUGCGAAUAUGGCGAAAGUGUGUAAGGGGAGACGGGAAUCCGUUCCCGAUUUCCACCUACUACCUCCAGCCCCCUUGCAUGGCUUUCCCCCGCACGAGGCUCGAGACAUCCGCUCCUUGCAUGGCCGGUAAGAGCAGGUUGGGACCCUUGAAAAGAAAAGAAAAGAAAAGAAAAAUAACAGAAAACAAGCAAAACAGAAAAAAAGGGGUUCCAACCAUCUUCAAAGAAAAUAGAGCACCUUGAAAAAUGAGAGUCCAUGAUCCUUUGUUUUUGAGAAUCUCUCCAUCCACGAUUCAUUUGUCCUCUGUUCACUGUUUGCCAUGAUGCCGACUCGUCGAAGAAGCUAUGAGAUGACUUGUGCAUCGGUUGACCUCGUAAGCUGCUAAAUGAUCUAGGAAGUCCUCUAUCUACGAUCUGGGUUGUUUGUUGCUAUAGAGGUCUGGAGAGUUGCAUUGGUUUGAGUUAGGUUUGCUUGGGGACAAGCAAACGGUUAAGUGUGGGGGAGUUUGAUAACGAUGUAAUUGCACAUAUUUGCGCCCCUAGUUCUUAUCCGUUUGAGGGGCAUAGUCGUGUGUUUUGGCCUAUUUUACGCCGGGUUGUGCUAUUUUGUCAUGUUUCAGGUCCCAGGUGUCAAAGGGAAGGCUAAGAGCGAGUUUCGGGGCAUUCAGAAGUCAUUUCGGUGAGCUGGAGCCAAAACACGGGCACACCUAAAUCAUUACACGGCCGUGUUCCUGUGGCCGUGCUUUUUAUGCCGAGAGCUGAGCUGAUUACACGGGCAGGGCCGAGACAAAGCACGGCCGUGUUCCACCAAAGCACGGCCGUGUCCAACGCGAAGCACGGCCGUGUUUCUCCCAACUGCUGGCCGUGUAAUUAACCCUGGCCGAGGCACGGGCGGACUCAGGCAAAGCACGGCCGUGUCCUCGACCGUGCUUUGGCCACUGAUGCCUUUUUAAGCAGAUUUUCAGCCAAACAGAAGGGGAUUCGAGUUUUUGAGAGAUAGAACGAUUCCUAGAGAGAGAAAGUGACGAGCAAGAGUUCCCAAGCGCCCUAGCUUGAUCCUCAACACCAUUGGAGGCUUGUUUGAGCUUGGAGAAGUGCCAAUCAACGUCCAGGAGCAGG
Linum trigynum is the source of this 3929-nucleotide messenger RNA. NCBI's taxonomy places the organism in Eukaryota, Viridiplantae, Streptophyta, Magnoliopsida, Malpighiales, Linaceae. The record is from the annotation of a GenBank genome assembly.